AUGAAUGACGAGCACAUAACCAUCGAAACGAUCGACAUCCCAAACCCUGACAAACUCCGAAGGUUUAGAGUCCACUUGUUUGAGAGGCACCUCAUUAACGUCACUCUCACCUCUAACCCCUCCAUCGUCCGUAGAUGGAUUCGAGCGACUCUCUGGUACAAAGGCAAACAGAACAACCCGCGCGGCGGCCUCCUCGUUGGCCUUGGCAUCCAGCGGCGUCCCUACCUCAACUCUGCCGCAACUCUCCAGCUCUGUGUUGGCCAUCACUGCCUCGUCUUCCACAUGCAACAUGCGCCCAUUGUCCCGCUCGCCCUCCGACGCUUUCUGUCCUACCACAAAAACACCUUCAUCGGCGUUUUUGACCACAAAGAGCCACGCUCGCUCCUCGAUUCCGAGCACCACCUUUCAGUCUCGAAUCUCGUUGAUGUUCGCGACGAGGUGAAGUUGCUGGGUUGGAGUGGGGAUCUCUCGGUGGAGCAGUUGGCCGAUCGUCUUUUGGGUUUCAAGGACGUGAACAUACCGCAGGAGAUUGGGAUUAGUACUAACUGGGAUGAUGUUUCGCUUACAGAAGAACAGGUUCAAUACGCCAGCGUCUACGCUUUUCUUUCUUUCUCCAUGGGAAUGGCUUUGUCUGCGCGGCGCCGGCGUCAUUGGGCGAAAGGUUAUCAAAGGCCUUAA
Molecule: messenger RNA, 678 nt
Organism: Juglans microcarpa x Juglans regia
Lineage: Eukaryota; Viridiplantae; Streptophyta; Magnoliopsida; Fagales; Juglandaceae
Exons: 1
Coding region: 1-678 (225 amino acids)
Cellular component (GO): nucleus; cytoplasm
Molecular function (GO): nucleic acid binding; 3'-5' exonuclease activity
Source: RefSeq, a predicted model, not a curated record